AUGAAGCGGGCACUCUUGGCCCCAUCGCAGGUCGCGGGCACCCGGCCAUUGCCGCUGAGAAGAUGCCGCGCGAGGCCUGCCGUCCACCACGGGCUCGGCGGCGGCGAUGCCAGGCCCUCUGGCAGCGGCACCCCGCGCGCCCGUGACGCGCCAGAGGAGGCCACCACGGCGCUGCUGCAGCGCGCGGCGCGG
Molecule: messenger RNA, 192 nt
Organism: Monoraphidium neglectum
Lineage: Eukaryota; Viridiplantae; Chlorophyta; Chlorophyceae; Sphaeropleales; Selenastraceae
Exons: 1
Source: RefSeq, a predicted model, not a curated record